ACACUAAACUAUUUAUACUGGCCCCUAGUCAUGUUUAAAAUGGCCGAACUGGGAACACAACUAACCAUCGCCCAUUUCUAUCACCAAAUUGUGCUUCUUAAUCAGCCAUGGAAAGAAGGGAGAUAUCUCGCCUUCACUUCCUUGGGUCAGCUCCACCAGCUACUGAUUCAUCCCUGACCCCUCUCCAACCCACUACACCAACUCCCAGUCAGAGCAGACCCACUGCAUCCCAAACCCCUGCUCGGUCCACUGCCACAACUCCCAUUCGGAGCCAACCUAAAGUCACCCAACCCACCACCACAAAUCCAACUCGGAGCAAACCACUACCACUCGUAUUCCAACUCAACCUACUACCACAACUCCCAGUCGCAGACGACCCACCGCCACCAGUCGAAGCCAACCCAAUGCCACCCAAAUCCCUACCCAGCCCACCAUUGCAACUCCCACUUGGCGCCAACCCACUGCCAACCGAACACGUACUCAACCCACUACAACUGCCACUCAGAGCCAACCCGCUGCCACCCCAACACGCACCUUCUCAACUAGCAUCAACAUCUCGCACAGCAACACAAACACAAGCUGCUACUCUGCCCCCAUCACCAUCUCAUGCAUCCCCUCCACUGCAAGCUACCUCUCAGACCUCAACCCCAUCUCAUUCAACAUCCCAGCCCCAAAGUACAGCUCAAACAGCACCUCAGACUCGAUCCCCAUCUCGUUUGACCUCUGAUCCUGCAGGCAAAACAUCUUCAGUCCCUUCUUCCCCUGCUAUAGAAGCUACUCAAGUGCAAGCAACUGCAGGAGCAUUUACUCGGACUCAUUCUCCAUCUAAAACAAUACAAUCCACGACUCAAGAGUGCUUUCAGCCUCGGCCUCAGCCACAGCCUCCUCCAAGUUCCACUGAGGCCCUACCACCUGUCUCUGAAAAAGGGAACAAAAACCAGCUGUGUCCCAACCACAAUCAGUAG
Molecule: messenger RNA, 965 nt
Organism: Ilex paraguariensis (yerba mate)
Lineage: Eukaryota; Viridiplantae; Streptophyta; Magnoliopsida; Aquifoliales; Aquifoliaceae
Source: the annotation of a GenBank genome assembly